This is a messenger RNA of Guyanagaster necrorhizus, 1126 nucleotides long. RefSeq lists its product as uncharacterized. The transcript is spliced from 4 exons. Lineage: Eukaryota; Fungi; Basidiomycota; Agaricomycetes; Agaricales; Physalacriaceae. Gene Ontology annotation, molecular function: ribonuclease III activity. The coding region runs from base 245 to 1021 and encodes 258 amino acids. Gene Ontology annotation, biological process: RNA processing. The record is from RefSeq and is a predicted model, not a curated record.
CCAGUUACAAGUCUAUUGCGCUACUGCACUUUCUUAGUCCAAUUACGCUUUUCAUUAACUGAACGAUCAAUCUGCAAGUUGACUUUCUCCCGCCAUCAGUUUGUCUCCCUGCCGAGGCGCCGAGGCGCCUGUUUUUGUCUGCACGUGUUGAUGGGUCCGUGACGCUGAUCCUCAGCACUGGAAGGGUUGCAUAUAAUCUCAUCGAAAGCAUCUCAUAUCUAUUUAUCUCUUCUCCUCUUGAACGAUGGAACCACUACCUCCCCUCCCGAAGAUCAAUGGCGACUACAACAUCAUGCUCGAUGUUUACACGCAUCGUACCGCAAGACCCAAUGCAGGUGCAGAUGUAAUGGACGAAGAAUACGGCAAUACCGAGCGUCUGGCGGAGGUAGGCAAGAGAAUCCUCGACCUGGCCGUUAUACAUCAUUUCUUUUCCUUGAGGCCACAUCUUGCUGCAGAAGAAAUUACGAUUAGAAAAGACGAAACGCUCUCAGACGAUACCAUCGUACGAUGGACCGAAAGGUACGAUUUGAAGAAGAAAAUUCGAGCGUUUCCCCAUACUGUUUUGGAUGACCCGAAUGAACUCCGUGUUUUCUUCCACACCUUCAUUGGAGCACUGUACAUUCGCAAUGGAAUGACUGAAGUACAAGAUUGGAUCUCUCGCUUGAUAGAUCCCACCAGCGAGCCUGCAACUAUCAAUAGUCCACCACAACAAACACAGAGUCCUCCAACGCAACCCCCCCAGUCGGCGCUACCCCCUCCGCUCUCUUUCAAUCCAGCAAGUCCACCACCCAUGCAGGGCGUCAAUCCCUUUAUUACGCUGCAGCUUGUGAAUCAAACGGCAGCUCAGAAGGGAUAUGUCGUGACGUAUAAUGCGCAAAGUGAAGGGCCUGCCCACGCGCCUACAUGGACUGUCCAGUGCUUGUUAAGUGGUACUGUCGCUGGAACGGGGCGGGGUCGUAGCCAGAAACUGGCGAGGGAGGAGGCUGCCAAACAGGCAUGGAGUGCCUUGGGGGUUCAUUAGGCAUAGUGAGUCUUCUGGCUCGCGUAUAUAUACAUAUGCCUAGUCGUUGUUUACACAAUGGUAUGCUAAACGAUCGAUAAAUGUGAUGAAACUCGUGGAAUUGUU